Staurois parvus is the source of this 588-nucleotide messenger RNA. The record is from the annotation of a GenBank genome assembly. NCBI's taxonomy places the organism in Eukaryota, Metazoa, Chordata, Amphibia, Anura, Ranidae.
UCUACUGUGUAGAAGAACCUGCUCUUCGGUCCUACCUGUUCCUUGGUCCAGCAGUGUCCUGCUUUCACUGGCCGUCUUCUCUCUCAGGCGCCAGCAUCUUUAGUGUCUGCAGUCUCUGGUAAUCUCCUGUACUAUGUCCGCAGUCUCCGGUCAUCUCCUGUACUAUGUCCGCAGUCUCCGAUCAUCUGUACUAUGUCCGCAGUCUCUGGUCAUCUCCCGUACUAUGUCCGCAGUCUCUGGUCAUCUCCCGUAGUAUGUCAGCAGUCUCUGGUCACCUCCCGUACUAUGUCUGCAGUCUCUGGUCAUCUCCUGUACUAUGUCUGCAGUCUCUGGUCACCUCCCGUACUAUGUCCGCAGUCUCUGGUCAUCUGUACUAUGUCUGCAGUCUCUGGUCAUCACCCGUACUAUGUCUGCAGUCUCUGGUCAUCUCCUGUACUAUGUCUGCAGUCUUUGGUCAUCUCCUGUACUAUGUCCGCAGUCUCUGGUCAUCUCCUGUACUGUGUCCGCAGUCUCUGGUCAUCUCCUGUACUGUGUCCGCAGUCUCUGGUCAUCUCCUGUAGUAUGUCCGCAGUCUCUGGUCAUCUCCUG